UGCUAUCGAGAACUAUAUUAUAUGUACCGCUCACGAUGACAGCGCCAGCCAGUGCUCUGUUCAGUUUGUGCAAAUUGCUCGUAUAAUUUGACGCUAGUUGUGCGUGUACUAAGUAAUAUUAAAUCAGUAUAUUCCCGCGGGUACCUGCUAUGAUUGAUUUUGUGUAAUACACUUAUGUUUGACGUGCUACUACCUUUAAAUUUAGUGCAUAACCAUCGAGCUACACAUUAGUGUUACAGUUACAGCUACCUAAAUCAUCGAUUAGAUAUAAAAAAGUUGACCUGAUACGUCCCUUCUGGCUUUGAUAGUGGUAAUUUCUCAUAUUCGGAUAAAAACAUGCGAUAUGUUUAUUAUAACAAUUUAUCCUCGUUCAGAUUAUACAAGAACUUGAUUCAGUUAAAAAUUGCUAUUAAGUAAUUUAAAUUGUAGUUAAAAAUAAAUAUACAAAUGCGGAUAAUUGUUUGUUGAUAAAUUUGUUACCGGCUAUUUGUUCAGAAUGCCAUCGUAUAGUCAAAAAAUUAAUGUAGAUCUAAAUUCUAAUGAGAAUGGUGCUAUAAAGACGGAUGAUAAAAGCAAAAAAGAAGAAGAAAUAAAAUAUGCUUCAAGUGAGCAUAUUUCAAAUAGUGCACCAGUGGGACUCAGUCCGAAUCAAAUAAUAGCAUUUGCUCUUAGAGACUUUCUUGGAUCUUCAAGUACAGUGGUUUGUGAUGAGAGCAACGAGGGCGAACAGCCUUCACCAUCUAGUCUCGGACAGACUCUUCCAUAUAUCGAUGAACAUGUAGAUGACGCCACGCAGUCUGAGGAGGAGCAGCCGUUGGCGCGAGAUACUGACGAGGUACUAAAUAACGCUGCGUGCCGACUGAGGCGGUGGAAAGCAGCGUCUCGGAAGCUCCGUCGGCCGCGAAUCAUAGACAAUUUGUGUGUUAAUGACGAAAAAGAAGGUGGUGUUAGUAAAACAAAUAAUAGUGGUCACACGGAUUUGGCGGAUCGGUUACGUAGUUUAGCUGCGGCCGGCAGCAUGUCGGCGUCAGCUGGCGAGUUGCUGUCACUGGCACCGCCCCCGCCGGCUGCUACGGCGCCACCUUCACCUGGCUGCCUUCUCUCGCCGUCACUUGCAGACCAAAGCUCCUCAGAGUAUUUUGGUUCAAGUCCAGAAUGCUGUACAGAUAGCAUUGGUUUAGAAAAUUCACAAGGAACGCCUGUUCCACCUCCAGGACCUCGGUAUAAAUUAGCGACCGAGGGUACUCUGAGGGUAUGCUGCUUUCAACACACGAGGACAGUGGUAGUCAAAAUCCUAGCUGCCAAAUUCCUUAGAAGAUGGGAGACACACGUACUAUGUUUACAAGAAGAACACAUUGUCUCUAAAACGCCUUCCGGUUUACUAGAACAACCUUUAUCGUACAGCUGUAUGCAAGAGGUAUACUGUAUAUCACGCUGGGAUUCUGCGAGAAAGUACUGCUUAAGAAUUGUUAUGCCUCUUGGAUCUCUACUUCUACAGGCAAAUGACGCAUAUACGAGGGACCAAUGGUACCAUUCUAUUGUGUGGAGGAGAAAUAUUAUAAGAUACAAGAAAUUUCUUACCAAGACCAUAAGGAAGGAAGUAGUCAUGAAAGAAUUAAAGAACAUGGUGGAUUUCGUCAUGACCACUCCUUUGCAAGAUGAAAGUGUGACGCGUGACCCUCUUCAGAUACUCACCAGCUUAUUAUCAGAGAAAAAAGACAGUCCUGAUUGGGAAGAAUGGGCAGAAAGCGCAACAAGCGUCGCUGCCCCCUUAUUAGCGGAACGAUGUGCAUCAGGAGAGCUUUGCGCCCUGCUGGCUCGCCUGUGCAGAAGGAGACCACGCGCCGCCCCGCUGCCCGCUCUCGCUCCACCUGUGCGCCGUGUCCUCACCCGGAAUGUGGACUUUGCGAGGGCACCAAAUGCUCGUCAACUAGUCAAAGAUUACAUCAGCGCUUUGAGUGCGCACAACUCGGGCACGGCGCUCGUGCGCCGGUUCGUGGAGGUGACGCACGGCGGCCGCGCCGCGUGCCCGCACCCGCGCGCCGCGCCCAACCUCGCCGCCGUCGCACUCGCCGCGCUCGACGAGCACUACCGCCACUCGAAGCUGCCUCAUCAGUGCGAUGACAGCGAAGAUGAAGUCCUCUGCUUUGCUGACAUUUUGGAACAUAUGUGUGAAUAUGAAGAUUGGUUAGUCGUAGUAGGUGCUGUACUCCAGCCUGUGCCUUUAUGUGUGGGGGCGAUGAGUUGCCCGCGUGUCGCCCAGCGGCUGGGCAAAGUAUUGGGAGCGCUGUCUCGGGACCAGCGGUGCGCCGCUCAUGCCUGCGUGGCGCCAGCACGCGCCGCUAGAUCAUCACCACCUUCCUGGCUGAGGGCCGCAGCACCCUCAGAUCCAUUGUUAGCGCUGCCACAGCGACAAUUAUGUCAGCUCUGGGGGUCUAUGAUCGGCAGUUUAUUGCAUUGCUGUUGUAAAAGAAAAAGUUUUCUGCAGAGUCUUAGCAAACAAUUGCCAGAUUUCGUUAUAGUUGCUUUAACAGAGAAUGCAUCUGCAUUGGAAGCUUUAUGUCUAAUGCUAGAAUGGGAAGUAGCCAGCGGAGAGCAAACACAACUAGAAAUAAUAGCUGCAUUACAAGGAACUGAACUUGGACAAAAAUAUUACAAAGAUCUUUGUGAAAGACAACAAAACCUUCAGAGACUGCAAGCGGAGGGUGGUCCCAGGCGCUUGGCACUGCCGGUGCGCGCGACGGAUGCGGACGUAGCAGCGCUGCUGGAGGCGGGUGCGCUCGGCAACCUCGAGUGCCUCUCGCUUGCUUUCACCAGCGUCACCAGCGCCUGCGCACACCACCUCAUCAAGUUGCCUUCCCUCCGCUAUCUAAACUUAUGGGCGACAAAAUUCGGUGACAGUGGAGUACAAUUGAUCGCGGAACAUCUACCACGUCUCCAGGUCCUCAACCUCUGCGAAACGCCUGUAUCUGAUAAGGGAAUUGAAGCGUUAUCAGGCUUAUCAAAUCUUAGGCGGCUAAAUCUAAAUAGCACCAAGUUGUCAGCAGAAGCUUUCCAAAUACUCCGCCAAAGGCUGCCGCACCUGCAGGAGUACGACAUUCGUUACACAGAGGCAUGGUGACAACAGAAGCCGAUCCACCUAACCUCCUCCUCUAGCAUAUAAUUUGUUCACGCACGAUCUCAAGAAGAAUCCUCCUAGAGAUAAUGUUUAUUUAAACAUUUACCCCCUUAUUUAUAAAAACGCCAAACCUUUACCUUGAAUGAUUGUUAUAGGUAUGCACAAAAAUAAUAUUAAUUCGAGUAGAAGACGGCGAAAUACUCGCCCUCUGCUACGUUAGAUUUUAAUACGGGCAUGCCUAAUGGUAUGUUUACCACGACGGCAACAAUAGACAAAUUUUCCUGACUACCCCAUUAAGAAUUAAAAUCGUGAGCGUAUAUUUUUAAUAUUAUUCUUUUAUCUAAUAAAUGUAGUAUUUUUCGUUAUAGAGUUGAAAGAUAGUGACAAAACAGAUUAAUAGUAAAAUUAAGUUUUUGAAGGUUUUUUUACAUUUUUAUAAAUAAGGUGGUUAGUGUUGUCUAUGCACUGAAUCCAGUAAAUAAUUCUGACCGUGUUUAUUCAAUUGAUAAGCCUAAAAUCCUACAUAUACAAAGUUGAUUAAACACGGUCCACAUUAUAGUAAAAUUGGUUAAUAGACAUAAGAAUUUCUGCCACAAAAAAGUUCUGUACGUUUGUGUCGUCUUUUAAAAUAAGACCUUAUUUGAGAUCCAUUUGUCUGGCCCGUUGAUGAUUGUUCUGGUGUUCUUAGAUUAUAAGUAAUUAUCUAAAAUAUUCGAAUUUAACUACGAUAAUGAUUUAGUUAAUUUUAUUUACGCCAGAAAUCCUACACACAGAUCUUAUUAAUCUAAUUAUUAUAUUGCAACUUUCUGAGAUUCCAUUAAUUUGCUGGUAGGUACUACUAUAAGAAAAUAUUUAACAACUAACCUAAUUCCAAAAAUAAUAAAUACAUAAACAUAUUUGGCCUAGUACCUAUGUUUCCGUAACUGUUUACAAAACAAUCUUUUUCAAAUUAUUAUUACCUAGUAUUUAUUAGUACCUAGGUAUUAUCUGAUUAUUCUAGUAGUAACUACCAGACGAUAUAAUUGUGGUUUGAGAUUUGAGAUGAACACCGCUUAGCGAUGUAUUUACAUUAUAAUAUUAACUUAUUUAUUUAAUAUUCUUAGAUAGGAUGUACAAACGAUAGGUAGUUAUAAAUGUUAUUUAAAAUAAAACUAUCUACGCUUAAACUUUAGUAUUGUUAUUUUUAGGAAUAUUUAUAAGGUUACCUACGUUUUUGGGCUGUGAGAAAAAGAACCAACUUGAGUGUGUGAACAUUGUGGAAAGUUUGGCUCUCAUAAAAUGUUGCCGCUGAUAUAAUUUUUAUUAUUCCCCUAGAAUAUUUUGUGUAAUAUAUUAAUUAUCUAGCAAUAGAAUUAUAAAAUACAAUUGUUGAAAAUUUUUACAUUGGCUCACUUCAGUAGAGACCUAUCAUAUUCACUACUAGUCUUUUUUUUUAUAUUACACUCUUUGUUAAAAGAUUUGGCAGUCAGCAACAGUUAUUGAAUGUGCCUACACCUAUCUUAGUAUGUAUGUACUGUUUCUAGAUAAUUCUGAGGCUCGGAUCGUAAUUUUAAUCUUGGACAAUAUACCAAAUAGUAAAUGUUGCACAACUAUGACAUGUAUGUAAUGAGAACUGAAAUUAAUGUUAUUGAAAUUAUUUAGUGUCAUAAAGAGGUAUAAGACUUAUCCACUAUGUGAAGCGUGCAAGUUUAUAAUAAAAUCAAUUUUUAAAAUGUG
Messenger RNA from Galleria mellonella (greater wax moth), 4834 nucleotides. RefSeq names its product C-Maf-inducing protein-like. The record is from RefSeq and is a predicted model, not a curated record. Bases 497 to 3121 code for a protein of 874 amino acids. The transcript is spliced from 14 exons. NCBI's taxonomy places the organism in Eukaryota, Metazoa, Arthropoda, Insecta, Lepidoptera, Pyralidae.